UGAGAGUUCAAUAUAGGGAUGCGUCGCGGGUUCGUUUCGGAUCCGAGCGAUCAACUCCGGCUGAAACGACUUGACUUUCGACUCUUGUCUUUCGCAACUCACCCCGAUGACUGCAAUCCCCAGCUCGACGCCGCCGGCUCGAGUGAUUCCAGCGAUUCUCAAACACGCCACCGGCAAGUCCGGCAUUGCUUUGCUGGCCUGCGCCUUGAGAGCCAUCUCACGACAGGCCCUCGACGGGGUCCAAGCGCCUUUAGAGGGCCUUCAGACAGUCCUCCAGAUCUCUACAUCGACGCCCGAGGCGUUAACCUCGGAGAUCCUGUUGAGCAGUAUCAUUGCAUACCCACUGCAUCGAAAGGCGAUAAAUGAGUUGGUAGGGCGUGUCCUUACGCCAAAUAUCCUGGAGGAAUUUCGAGGGGAGAUUCUGCCAUCCCUGGUCACUCGACUUCAGCUGUGCCACGGGCAGGACCUCUGCAAGGUCAUACGGAUCAUCCUCCUCAUCAUUCGGUCACACGAUGAUCUGCUAGGUCUGGCACUGGAGGAAGCUACGUAUGUAAUUCCAGCACUCCGGACGGCCUAUCAAUCGCUUGAUGGACUAGAGGGGCAGAGUGACACGCUCAUCCUCUGCCACGAGCUGGUCUCUGCGGUCCAAGGAGAGAGCAAAGACGCCCUGAAGAGGCUCAUGGGUGGAGGUCAUAGCAAGCAGCUACUGCUCGGUCAAACGCUAAGAGAGGACUAUGAGGCGCUAUUUGAGCGAGCGGCGCCGCUCCCUGAUGGUCUGGUAUCGAGGCUAGACGCAAUGAGAGAUGCGCGAGCCGCAGAGGAUCCACGCGUCAAGGUAGUGAAGAACUUAUUUCCACACGUUCCUGCCAAUACGAUCCUCGCGGCGCUGCAUCAUUCCUUCUUUGCGGUAUCGACCAUCGAUCCCGAGGCCAGUGCGGCGCCCUUGAUCGAUGCGAUGCUGUCUGGCUCGAGUGCCAUCCCGGAGGAUUUACUCGACCUAAGGACUGCUGUCGAGCAUGUGCAAAUGUCCACAGUCGACACUGCACCGCCCUCAACCCGGUCGGCGUAUGAAAGGCGGAAUAUAUGGGAUGAUCAAAAGAUGGAUAUGUCCCGGCUAAAACUGGCAGACGAUGGGGACAUUCCCGAGCUCGGCCAAACCAUUCCAGAUCACCUCCGCGACUCAAUCAUGCGGUUAGUUGAGUCGCAAGUGGAGGAGGAGGCAGAACGAGAGGCGGCUUUGAGGGAGGCUCACGGUGCUGCGAGUCGUGAAAUGAGUGAUGAUGAGGAAAGUCAAGUAAGCAGGAUGAAGAUUGCGGGCGAUGGCGAGGAAAGUGGAGAGGAAGAAGAAGGAGACAAGGUCGUGCCACGCAAAGAAUCGUCCGGGAAGACUUAUGAUGUCGAUCAACAGAGCAAGCUGGAGCUCGCGUACUUGGCCAAUCCGGCGGUAUUUGAUCGCGACUCUAACACCAGGCGAUCAGGGGCGAGAAAGAAGCUCAAGGAGUUGACAGGGAUGGACGAUGCGCAAUUGGAAGGAUGGCGAGUCAUGCUGGACCGAAAUCCUCACAAGGAGGCGAUCCUCAAUCGACAUACAUUCUCACCGACCAAAGACCACCUUGGAUCUGUGGAAACAAAGGCUAGACCGGAUGGUCCGUCGUACUCGAACCGUGGAAGAGGUGGUGGACAUCGAGGUGGUCGUGGAGGAGGCAGAGGGGAUGGGCACGGAGGUAGCGAGCAGGGUAAUUCCAAUGGAGGUACUCGGGGAAGCGGAGGUCGAGGACGAACAAACAAGUCGAGUCGUGGGCAUUCAAAUGCGGCCAGGACUCGAGGACACGACAAGAAGAUGUCGAGGAUGGGAGCGGGCCUGUAGAGCGCCCGCAGACAAAUCGCAUUAUAAGAAUCAUUUAAGGAUUCAAUGGGCAUACAUAUAGGCCUACCAUGAUACUUCGAUCUACUUUCUAAGCAGGAGCCACUUUUCCCAUCUCCAUGCCGAC
Kockovaella imperatae is the source of this 1991-nucleotide messenger RNA. RefSeq lists its product as hypothetical. The transcript is spliced from 4 exons. The coding region runs from base 107 to 1867 and encodes 586 amino acids. Gene Ontology annotation, molecular function: ubiquitin binding. NCBI's taxonomy places the organism in Eukaryota, Fungi, Basidiomycota, Tremellomycetes, Tremellales, Cuniculitremaceae. The record is from RefSeq and is a predicted model, not a curated record.